GAGCCAAGUGCCCCAACCCAAGCGAUCCUUUGACUACCAUUGUUGUCUCCUUCACAAUAUUAAAUACAGUGCUCCCAUUCAAUUCCCACUUUCUUUUGUUGUUCCAUGAGUCCUAAAAGUCAUUCAACCAUUGAAUAUUCACAUCUCUAUCACAUGUUUUUGGUGUUUUUGCUACUUUCGGUUCGAAGAUCUGUGUAACCCAGAACUUAAAAUCUCCUUAUUCCAUCGAUUUCUUAUUUGCUGAAGCAUCUGGGGAUUCAAAACAAUGUAUCCAAAGGUGAAGGUGAGGGAACAAGAACAAGAUGAUCAAGACAGAAGCUUCUUGCCGUCCUUGGAGGCGUUUGAAUCUCUCUCCAUACAUGAUUUUGAUUCUCCAGCUAAUGAAAGUAAAUACGGUUCGCCAGCAUCCAUUGUGAGAAUUCCAACACAUCAUAUUUCAAAUUCGGCAACACCUGCGGUUCCUGUAGUUAAAGAAGCAGGAAAGAACAACAGCAGCAAUAGAAAAGAUGUGGAGGACAGUAAACCAAAUAUCAGAGCUGGUUCAAUCCUGCGGCCACGUGCUGUUUUAUCUAGUCCUGAUAAUGAUGGGAUGAUUAGAAGCAGAAAAAAGACGAGAGCAGAAUUAAUGUCAGGUUUGAAAAACCAUAAUUUGUGUCAAAACAGACACACACAAUGCAAGGUUGAACCAAGAACCAUUGUUGCUGAAAGUCCUAUAAGCAUGAGAAGAGAUUCCAAGGAUGCUGCUGAUCGUAAGACUGAUCCUAAAGGAAGAAAAGUUUCAUUCGUAGCUGAUCCGAGUAAAACCACACACCUCGGUAAAGGGAAACCACUCUGUGUUCGAAUUUAAGCAUCCACUAAUAUGACAUUAGAUCAAUAAUCAAUCUUUUUGAGUGUAGCUAUUUUGGAGGGUUUUAAUUUUGUCAUAAAACCCAAGAAUUGUAACUAUUAUCCAGCUUAAUGCAUUUGUGUCAUGCACUUGGAUUUUUAAAA
Messenger RNA from Cornus florida, 990 nucleotides. RefSeq lists its product as uncharacterized. The record is from RefSeq and is a predicted model, not a curated record. NCBI's taxonomy places the organism in Eukaryota, Viridiplantae, Streptophyta, Magnoliopsida, Cornales, Cornaceae. The transcript is spliced from 5 exons. The coding region runs from base 266 to 847 and encodes 193 amino acids.